Messenger RNA from Penaeus vannamei (Pacific white shrimp), 1825 nucleotides. The record is from RefSeq and is a predicted model, not a curated record. NCBI's taxonomy places the organism in Eukaryota, Metazoa, Arthropoda, Malacostraca, Decapoda, Penaeidae.
ACGAUUUCUCCAACUCGAUGGUCCUCGAAGGCGAGGUCCUGCUGAUUGAGGAUGGGCUCUGUCGGGACCUGUACGGCUCCCAGACCUACACCGACGGGAUGGUCUGCGCGGGUUACAUGCAGGGCAAAAUCGACGCCUGCAACGGUGACUCCGGAGGGCCUCUGGCUUGCGAGAUCGACGGAAGGUACACACUGCUGGGCCUCGUCUCGUGGGGGAAGAGCUGCGGGAAGGCUCAGCGGCCGGGGAUCUACACCAACGUGAAGCACUACCUCGACUGGAUCAUGACGGCGAUGGAGGAUCUUUAAGGACUCGGGAGAAGGUCGAGGGAAGGAGGGACAGCAAUCGAGAGAGAAGAAAACAUUGACGUUUGAAGAUGGAAAAGGAUCGGAGUUGAGCCCGUUCUGAAUGGAAGAGAAUUUCUGUGACCUAGUCGACUGUGCAUAAAUUAACGUUUGAGUUGUAUUUUUUAAUUUGUAUUAUAUUUGGGAUGACAAAUCAAAGGAUGAUGCAUUAUUAUAAGUAUAUGUAAAAAGUGUGCAUUUCUACUUAUUACAUAUCAUAUUGCAGGUAGUUUAAUUGUCUGUCGAUAGUGAUAGUCAAACAGAAACAUUGAUGAAAUUGUAAUUAUAUAAUGCCAUAAGACAUAGAUAACAUUGGAUAUAUGAAGAAAGGAAUGGGUUAUCGUCUUACCCACAAUGUAAAUGCAUUUAUCUAGAGAUGGCAGCAUAAAGAAAUCACAUUCGCUCGAUGGAAUUAGGAAUUGAGAUAGCUCCAUAUUCAACUUUUGCAAAUUUCCUGUAUUUUUAUGCUGCUUCACCUUCAGAUUUUCCAUUCCCUUUUUUAUUUCACCCCCCUUCUACCUCUUCUGUCUCUGUCCCUCUCUGUCUGUCUGCAUGUUCCUUUAUAACUCUAUCUCUAUAUAGAUCUAUCUAUGAAUGUAUCAGUCAACAUCUCUCUCUCUCUAACGCUUUACUUUCUCAAUGAAACUUGACCAAUGCAAGUUCGAAGAAAGACAAAAAUUACCGUAUCUCGUCGAGUGGUAAGAGAAGCUCCGGUCUCCUCAAUACCUGAAGUCACGUGGUGGAAUGCAUGGAGAAAACGUUAGUGUAAACAAGGUGACAUACCUGUUGUUAUGGUGCUUGUGUCAUGUGAAUGGGUACUGCCUGUGAGCGUGUAACGUGAGUGAACUGAUGUGGCGUUGACGUCACGUGAAUGAACAAAUAUAGAUAAUGGUGUCUGAGAAAGUGAGGAAUGUCUGGGUAACUUCGACCCACUGCCGUCGGAAAAUUGCAGCGUUCACUGUAGUGUUGUUCUGUGGAACGCUUUACACGGGUGGCUAACCUCGUGUCUAGCCCCUAAGGAGUCACAGUAGACCUCGUGACCUCACCUGAUUUCACCUCUCCUUGCUUUUUCGUUUUUUACUAAUGCCAUCAACACUGAUGCCGUUAUCGUAGGCAUUGUAAUUAUGGUAUUAUUAUUGACAUUACUAAUAGCAAUAUAAAAAAAAUAAUCAAGAAAACAAGGAAGAAGGUAAACAGGUGAGAUACGUAAUACUAGUAACUGGCCCAUUGGGGAAUGUGUACUUGUGAAACCAUCUGUGAAGGAAAACAAUUGGUAAACGAAACAGACAGGGUAUGGCGGCUCGGGUUGAGAAAUGACAUAAAGUUGUAAUGCUGUGUCUGAAACACUGUAAUCAUUUGCAAAAUAUUCGUGUGCAGGUAUGAAUGUAUUCUAUAUAGACACACUGGGAUGAAUUAAUAGAUUUAUAUGAAAGUAGGGAAAUCAAAUUAGCACUUUAUUCUUUAUGUAUAUAUACACAUAUAUG